This is a messenger RNA of Syngnathus typhle (broad-nosed pipefish), 1492 nucleotides long. RefSeq names its product WD repeat domain 54 (gene wdr54). The coding region runs from base 245 to 1255 and encodes 336 amino acids. The transcript has 9 exons. Gene Ontology annotation, cellular component: ciliary basal body; centriole. The record is from RefSeq and is a predicted model, not a curated record. Lineage: Eukaryota; Metazoa; Chordata; Actinopteri; Syngnathiformes; Syngnathidae. Gene Ontology annotation, molecular function: protein binding. Gene Ontology annotation, biological process: cilium assembly.
AUUUGUUUCUAUGGCUGCGGUAGACGCCGAGGAAAUGCGAUCGAGAUAAGAGCUUGCUUCACUAUUAGUAAUCACGCGCACCGGUAAUCGUUCUAUAGUUGGCAACCGAUCGUAUGGAAGUUUUACAGUACAAUAUUUACAGUUUUGUUUUUUCAGCGUUUUUUUUUUACGGUGUUGUUGCUAGUGGCUUGCUAGCAGCUACUGAGUUAGCCUAGUUGCUAGUGGCACUGAAUCGAUCCUUUCGAUGUAUCAAAAAGAAAAGAGCUUUCAAAUUAAGAACAGCGCCUCGGCGUUGUACAACAACCUGUGCGUGCUGCGUAUCGCCCCUCGGCGCCUCACCUACUUCACGGUGGUCCAUGCCAAUGUGGUCAACAUGGUCAGCGUGUCGUGGGACGGCCUCAAUUCCUCCCACCGUCAGCUGCAGUCCAAAGAGCCCAACGUCGCAACAAGUCCAUCGCUCAUCAUGCAGGCUGCAUUUUGUGUUUUGCCCUCUCGUGAUCUGCUGGUAGUCACUUCACAGAAAGGCAUCCAGAUGUAUGAAUCAGAUGGCUCCAUCAUGGUAUAUUGGCAUGCACUGGAUACUCCUGAAACACCAACAGCUCAGGCAGUGUUUGCUCGGGGGAUUGCUGCUGUGUGGGAGAAUUACGUAUGUGUGGGUCUGUCCUCUUGUGGAAUCCUGGUGUUUGAUAUUCCCAAUAAAGGCAGUAACAUCACCCUAUCUGAAGUUCUGGAGGAGCACAAGGAGCCCAUCACUGACUUGGCCCCAGAGUGCUCAGGCAGCCAGGAAUGCAUUGCCGACCUGGUCAGUGCCGACGACGGCGGCACCUUGUGCGUGUGGAAGUCUGGGGAAGAGUUUCAGCUCCUCAACAAGAUUGGUGGAUUUGAUAUGAGCUGCUCAUCUGUAAAGCUGUGGAAAGGUACAGUGGUGGCAGGUUACGGAACAGGCCAGAUCCGUCUCUACGAGGCUGUGACGGGGAUUUUGCACGCCGAGGUCAACGCCCACGCCCGGUGGAUCUACUCACUGGAUAUUGCUCCUUUUUCCGGCCUGCUCCUGUCGGCCGCCGAAGACUCUUUCGUAAGGGUGUGGCACCUGACGGUAACCCCAGAAAGCAACAGUGUGGAGGUUGCCCAUCUACACAACGAGUGUGUGACAGACACACAAAUCUGCGGCGCCAAGUUCUGCGAUGGCGACGGCUACGCCUUUGCCGUGACAGGAUAUGACCUGAAUGAAAUUAUACGCUACUCGCGGACAUAAGAUGUCACCUUUACCAUCGCUGAGUACACGGAUAUCAAACACGUGUCAUACGAUAUUUCCGCAAUUGAUCCAGAUGGAGCGCACGCAGAAGGUCACAGAUCCCGGAAGGGCCUCGGGGUUGAAUUUUUAAUACUUUUCGGAUAUGCUUAUGGAAGAUGAAUCAAAUGGUUAAAUGAAGAUAUUUUUCAGAGGAAAUGUUUACUUGCUUAUAAAUUAAAUAUCUCUAAUACACAGAAA